Exophiala mesophila is the source of this 1014-nucleotide messenger RNA. RefSeq lists its product as uncharacterized. Lineage: Eukaryota; Fungi; Ascomycota; Eurotiomycetes; Chaetothyriales; Herpotrichiellaceae. The record is from RefSeq and is a predicted model, not a curated record. The transcript is spliced from 2 exons. Bases 78 to 905 code for a protein of 275 amino acids. Gene Ontology annotation, molecular function: glutathione transferase activity. Gene Ontology annotation, cellular component: cytoplasm.
GACUCUUCUCAAGUUGUUAUAUUAUUGUCUUUGAGCAUUUGAGCAAUUUUUAUUCUGUCAGACAUUGGCAGUUCGCAAUGGGUACUCAUCCAGACUCUGACAUUUAUCCUGAGGCCACUGGAGCAGCCUCCAAGAUUGUCGCACAACACCAGAAAGAUGAACCAAUCACCUUGUACUCUGGUUGGUUCUGUCCCUUUGUUCAGAGGUCAUGGAUUGUCCUAGAAGAAAAGAAGAUCCCGUACAAAUAUGUUGAGAUCAAUCCAUACAAUAAAGAGCCCAGCUUCUUGAAAUUAAACCCCAGAGGAUUGGUCCCAACUCUAGGUGCUCCCCAAGAAGACGGGUCUCAGAAACCUCUGAUUGAAUCAAACCUCAUCUCGGAGUACCUGGACGAAUCAUUCCCAGACCAGAACCCACUCUUCCCCAAAAGUCCGUAUGAGAAGGCUCGGAUGAAAGUCUGGAUCGAUCACAUCAGUACUCGAAUCUUACCAGCCUACCAUCGGCUCUUGCAACACACUCCCGACAAACCAUACUCUUUGGAAUCUGCCAGAGAGGAAUUCGCCGCAUCGCUCAAGACAUGGAUCAAGGAAGCAGAUCCCGAGGGACCUUAUUUUCUCGGCAAACAAUUUAGUUACGCUGAUGUCGCUUUAGCCCCUUGGGCAGUCAGAUUGUGGGUUCUGGAGCAUUUCAAGGGUGUGGAACCUGUUCCGCCACGCGGAGAAGCGACCGAAGACCAAGAACUCUGGGAGCGCUGGUACAAAUGGAGUGAUGCAAUUUCGUCCAGAAAAUCUGUGGUCGAGACAUUGAGUGAUAGGGAGCAUUAUCUCCCAUUAUACAAGAGAUAUGCCGAAGAUCGUGCACAGAGUGAGCUAGCCAAGGCUAUUCGAGCAGGAAAAGCUGUACCAUGAUUCAUGUGUGUUGAUGUCUCUUGCGGCAGAGAAUAGAUAGGAUGGCACUGAUGGAUACAAAGUUGAUAUGAGGACUGCCAGAUAUCAUAAUAUACUCCACCGUAAUUUC